UUUCGUCUCCGACAAUUCCUAAGAACCUUUCGUUCUCAUUGCUCCUUAUUUGGCUCCUGCCCACAUUAACCUGCAUUGCCUCUCCCUCACUUCUUUUCCAGCCGUAUGCCAAAAGAAAGCGAGAGCAAAGAACACAAGAGAAAGGAAAGACAAGAAUUGGCUCUGUUCAUCAGAUGGCGCUAAUAGCGACCAGCUGUGCUGCCUUUGUGGCACAAAGGAGGGGAUUUUCUGUGGCGAUUACCGCCAUUGAUGUCUCAGCGAAGAAGGUCCAGGAGAAGGCAGUGAAGCUCGGAACUGCAGCCGUGGAGGACACAACGGAGGACAAGACGGCGUUCUGGGAGCCGGACCCCAAGACAGGGGACUACCGGCCGGUGACCGGCACCAAGGAGGUGGACGCGGCCGACCUGCGCGCCGAGCUGCUGAAGCAGCGGGUGCUGCAGCAGUGACUCACGCUAACAGGCCACUGUCUCCAGGUUCACGUUUGUAUGCACCAUGAUGUACAGCAAACAUAUAUUUUGAACCGAGGUAUUUUGCACAAUUCCACUAUGAAUUAAACUGAUUCCUGUAAUUCUUGGGAAUGGUUCAAGUUUGACGCGCUCUAAACAUAGUCUAUGUAUUCAAAAUUGAAUUCA
Molecule: messenger RNA, 632 nt
Organism: Brachypodium distachyon (stiff brome)
Lineage: Eukaryota; Viridiplantae; Streptophyta; Magnoliopsida; Poales; Poaceae
Product: protein SENESCENCE-ASSOCIATED GENE 21, mitochondrial
Exons: 2
Coding region: 174-446 (90 amino acids)
Biological process (GO): response to stress
Cellular component (GO): mitochondrion
Source: RefSeq, a predicted model, not a curated record